Rotaria socialis is the source of this 1578-nucleotide messenger RNA. The record is from the annotation of a GenBank genome assembly. NCBI's taxonomy places the organism in Eukaryota, Metazoa, Rotifera, Eurotatoria, Philodinida, Philodinidae.
AUGAUGUGGUUCUGUUAUGUUAAAAUCGUAGCAUUAUUAUACUUAAUUUAUCGUUUACUAAAAUUUUGGAUCUUUAAACCAUGGCGUAUUCACAAAGAUUUAUCAGCACAAGGAAUUCCCGGCCAAUACACACCUAUCAUAGGUGAAGCCUUUGUUAUUCGCCGUGCUAUACUAGCUGACGAUCCGAUGUCUUAUAAUAUUGAAAUGACAAAAAAAUUUGGUAGCUAUUAUCAUGUAUCAUUUGGUCCAAUAGCUCGCUUAGUCAUUAGUGAUCCAUCAUUAAUUCGUGGAGUAUUGAAAACAAAUGCUUAUGCUUAUCAUAAAUCUAUUCUAAUGGAACUUAUUCUUGGUAUAUUGUUAGGAUCUAAAAAUCUCCUAAUGGCUGAAGAUAAUAUUCAUGCUCAACAUCGACGAUUGAUUGCACCUGCUUUUCAACAUCAAAAUCUAAAUUCAAUGAUUUCGCUCAUGUUCGAAAUAACAUCUAAUCUUCUUAAUAAAUGGUCAAUGAUUAUUAAUAAUAAUAAAAAUAAUGAAGUUUACCAAUUAAUUGUUGAUAUUCAUAAAGAAAUGACAAGUUUAACAUUAGACAUUGUCACUGGAUGUGUUUUUGGAAGUGAAGUGAUGAAAGAUCAACAUGUUCGAGAAAUUAUUAGUCGAGCUGUUACAAAAACAUUUGCAGAUGUUGAAGAAAGAACAUUUAAUUUGAUUGGUAUUAUUCCAAUUGUUAAUCGAUUACCAUUAUCGAGUAAACGACGAAUUGAUAAAUCAAAAAAAGAUGUUCGACAAGCUGUGGAACAUAUUAUCGAGGAACGAAAGAAAGGAUUUACUAAAACUGCAUGCAAAGGUUGUGUUGCUUUUGUUUUAAGGAUUGCAUCUACGAUUUUGAUUAUUUUUACUUUCAUAGGACCUGAUUUACUUGAUUUACUUUUGUCUGCGCAUGGAAAUGAUAAAACAAGUAAAUUAUCUGAUGAAGAACUUUUUGAAGAAGCUUUAACCUUCGUCGUUGCUGGUCAUGAAACAACAGCAACUUUAAUGACUUGGACAUUAUAUAAUUUAGUCAAUAAUCCUGAUAUAUGUCAUCGAUUAGAAGCAGAAAUCGAUUCUGUAUUGAAUGAUAAUGAAGAAAUCACAGCAUCAACAUUAAGCCUUCUAGCUUAUACAGAACUUGUACUAAAAGAAUCAUUAAGACUUCAUCAGCCUGCGCCAUCAUUGGUUCGUACAACAAUUGAAGAUAAUACUUUGAUUGCGAGCGAUGGAAAACAUAUUCACAUAAAGAAAGGAACUGAUAUUUUGAUUAAUUUAUUCAGUCUUCAUCAUUCAGAAAAAUAUUGGGAUGAACCAUUUAAAUUUGAUCCAUCAAGAUUCGAUGAACGUCAUGUUGAUACUUAUUUACCAUUUUCAACGGGACCUCGUUCAUGUAUUGGACAAAAUUUUGCUAUGUUAGAAGCAAAAAUCAUGUUAGCAAUGAUUAUUAAGCGAUUUCGUUUUGAAAUUAUACCUGGUCAAAAACAUGUUCCAGAAAUUACAAUUACAAUGAGACCAAAAUAUGGAAUGUGGAUGAAAGUUUUACCUCGAUGA